AUGGCCGACGUCCAAGCCCACAAACCCCAUCGGGCUUCCAAGAAGUCCAAGGAGAAGACGGGUUCCAAGCAUACAGGUGAACAGAACCCCAAGGCCUUUGCCUUCUCCAACCCCGGUAAGCUUGCCAGACAAGCCGCCAGAUCCCAUGAUAUCAAAGAGAAGCGUCUUCACGUCCCCGCCAUCGACCGUGUCCCCGAUGAACCGCCCCCAAGACUCGUUGCCAUCGUUGGCCCCCCCGGUGUAGGAAAGACCACCCUCCUCAAGUCCUUCAUUAGACGAUAUGCAAAGGAAACCAUCCAAGACCCCGUGGGACCUAUCACGGUCGUCACCUCCAAGAAGCAGAGAUUGACCUUCAUCGAAUGCGCCAACGAACUCGAGGCCAUGGUCGACAUCGCAAAGGUCGCCGACAUUGUCCUCCUGAUGAUCGAUGGAAACUUCGGAUUCGAGAUGGAGACUAUGGAGUUCCUCAACGUCCUUGCCGCCACCGGUAUGCCCGGAAACGUCUUUGGCAUCCUCACCCAUCUCGACCUGUUCCGGAAACCACAGGCACUCAAGGACGCAAAGAAGAGGUUAAAGCACAGACUUUGGAGCGAACUCUACCAGGGCGCCCACCUUUUCUACCUUUCCGGUGUCCUCAACGGCCGUUACCCCGACCGCGAAAUCCACAACCUCUCCCGCUUCUUGUCCGUCAUGAAGAACCCCCGCCCGCUCAUCUGGCGCAACACCCACCCUUAUACCAUCAUCGACAACUACCGCGACGUCACCCACCCCACCCAGAUCGAAGAAGACGAGAAAUGCGACCGAACGAUCGAGCUGUCCGGCUACCUCCGUGGUACAAAUUUCUCCGCCGAGAACCAAAGAGUACAUAUUGCUGGCUUGGGCGACUUCACAAUCAAAGAGAUCGAACAAUUACCUGAUCCUUGCCCGACACCCGCUAUGGAACAAGCACUGGCCAAGGCAGCUGGCAAGACCGGCAGGAGGCGACUCGACGAGAAGGACAAGAAGCUCUGGGCGCCCAUGGCCGACCGCAGCGGCUUGAAGAUUACUGGCGACCACAUCGUUAUCACUAGGGAGAACGGUUUCACAUUCGACAAGGAUGCUGUGGGUGUCGAGCGCGGUGAAGGAGAACAGCUUAUUAUCGACCUGCAGAGCGAGAGGCGUCUCCUCGGCCAGACAGACGACGGUGUCAAGCUACUUGCCGAGGGCGAGAGUGGAAAUCCUCCCGAAGACGAGGGCUUCGAGAGCGGCGAGGACGACGAUGAGAUGGAGGACGGUUCCGAUGUCGAGUCCGAGUUCAACGAGAUGAAGUUGGGCAAGAUGUUCAGGAAACAGGUCGACGAAGAGCAAGAAGACGAUGUUGCCUUUGCCGACAGUGACUCCGACCUCGGUUCGAUAUCCGGCGACGAAGACCAAGGAUCCGACUUCGACGACGAUGAGGAUGACGAGGAGGAUCCUGAGCUCAAGUGGAAGGACAACAUGAUGGAGCGCGCAAGUAAGCUACACGGAAGGAGGAAACCCUUCCGCGCUGUCGACCUUGCGAGGUACAUGUACGACGAGUCGUUGGCCCCCACAGAAGCCAUCAAGAAGUGGGCGGGUCAAGAUGAGGAGGAGGAUAUUGAGGAGGACAUCGAAGAGGACGACGAGACCUUCUUCAGGAGGACUGGCAAGGAGAACAGCGAGGACAACUGGGAGGAUCGCAUGAUUCCCAAGUUCGACUACGAACAACUAGAGGCCAAGUGGUCCGACAAGGACGCUGUCGAGGCUCUCCGGAACAAGUUCGCCACCGCCAACCUACUUGACGAGGCUGAUGGUGAAGGUGGAGAUGGUUCGGAUUUCGAGGGUCUUGAUGACGAAGACGAGGACGACGAAGGUGACGGUGCUUUCGAGGAUCUCGAGGCAGAAGAGACGAACGGCGGAGAUGAGGAUGGAGAGGAGGAAGAAGACGAAGAGGAACCGCCAGCCGAAAGCCUAGAAGCCGAGCGUGAGAAAAACGCCCGCCGAAAGGAGGAGCUCAAGCUUCGCUUCGAGGAGGAAGAUCGCGAAGGUUUCAAGAACGACAAGGCGAUCGCCAGGCGAGAAGGUGGCAACGAUGAGGAGUUUGGAGAGGACGACUGGUAUGACGCUCAAAAGGCCAUGAUCCAGAAGCAGCUCGACAUCAACAAGGCGGAAUUUGAGAACCUUGAUGAGAGUCAAAGAAUUGCUGUCGAAGGCUACAAGGCCGGCAAGUACGCCAGGAUGGUCAUCGAGGGUGUCCCAGCAGAGUUCGUCAAGAACUUCAGGCCACGGAUUCCCAUCGUUGUCGGAGGUCUCUCGGCCACGGAGGACAGGUUCGGCUUUGUACAAGUCAGAAUCAAGAAGCACCGUUGGCACAAGAAGAUUCUCAAGACAGGAGAUCCCCUCAUCUUCUCCCUCGGCUGGCGCCGAUUCCAGUCGCUCCCUAUCUACUCCAUCUCUGAUUCUCGUACGAGAAACAGAAUGUUGAAGUACACUCCGGAGCAUAUGCACUGCUUCGGUACCUUCUACGGCCCGCUGUGUGCCCCCCAACACUGGUUUCACAGUUUCCAGUCCUUCUCUUCCGCCAACCCCGGAUUCCGUAUCGCGGCUACCGGUACAGUAUUGAGCGUAGACGAGUCUACCGAGAUCGUCAAGAAGCUCAAGCUGACUGGUACACCAUACAAGAUCUUCAAGAACACGGCCUUCAUCAAGGACAUGUUCAACUCGGCGCUGGAAAUCGCCAAGUUCGAGGGUGCCUCCAUCAAGACCGUCUCCGGUAUCCGCGGUCAGAUCAAGCGCGCACUCGCCAAGCCCGACGGCCACUUCCGUGCCACCUUCGAGGACAAGAUCCUGCUCAGCGACAUUGUCUUUUUGCGCGCCUGGUACCCCAUCAAGCCGCACCGCUUCUACAACCCGGCGACCAACCUGGUCGGCUGGCAGAGUAUGCGUCUCACGGGCGAGGUCCGCCGCGACCAGAACAUCGCCACGCCGCUCGACAAGAACUCGGCCUACCGCAAGAUCGAGCGCGAGACCCGUCGUUUCAACCCCCUCCGCGUGCCGCGUGCCCUCGCGGCCGAGCUGCCCUUCAAGUCCCAGAUCAUCCAGACCAAGAAGCAGAAGAAGGAGACGUACAUGCAGAAGCGCGCGGUCGUCGUCCGCGGCGAGGAGAAGAAGGCGCGCGAUCUUAUGCAGAAGCUCACGACCAUCCGCAAGGAGGUGGUGGAGAAGCGCAAGGCCAAGAAGGCGGAGCAGCACGAGAAGUACAGAAAGAGGCUGGAGGAUGCCGAGGAGCGCAUCCAGAGCAAGGAGAAGAAGGAGAAGAAGGCCUACUGGGAGAGGGAGGGUAAGAAGCGUGGUCCUAGCGGUGAUCAGGGUGGUGGUGGUAAGAGGAGGAGGUAA
This is a messenger RNA of Sordaria macrospora k-hell, 3393 nucleotides long. NCBI's taxonomy places the organism in Eukaryota, Fungi, Ascomycota, Sordariomycetes, Sordariales, Sordariaceae. The record is from RefSeq and is a predicted model, not a curated record.